Molecule: messenger RNA, 323 nt
Organism: Eurypyga helias (sunbittern)
Lineage: Eukaryota; Metazoa; Chordata; Aves; Eurypygiformes; Eurypygidae
Product: somatotropin-like
Exons: 2
Coding region: 84-323 (79 amino acids)
Biological process (GO): animal organ development; growth hormone receptor signaling pathway; positive regulation of receptor signaling pathway via JAK-STAT
Cellular component (GO): extracellular region
Molecular function (GO): hormone activity
Source: RefSeq, a predicted model, not a curated record
CAGGGUUGUGGUUUUCUCCUCUCUUGGUUGCUGUCAUCGCCCUGGGCCUGCAGUGGCCGCAGGAAGCUGCCACCUUCCCGGCCAUGCCCCUUUCCAACCUGUUUGCCAACGCCGUGCUGAGGGCUCAGCACCUUCACCUCCUGGCCGCCGAGACAUACAAGGAGUUCGAACGCACCUAUAUUCCAGAGGACCAAAGACAUGCCAACAAAAAUUCCCAGGCAGCAUUUUGUUACUCGGAAACCAUCCCUGCUCCCACGGGGAAGGACGAUGCCCAGCAGAAGUCGGUAAGGUCCCUCCCCCGGAGCAAGCACACACCUGUUUGA